This is a messenger RNA of Solea senegalensis (Senegalese sole), 2601 nucleotides long. It is a transcript of the gene micu3b, whose product is annotated as mitochondrial calcium uptake family, member 3b. The record is from RefSeq and is a predicted model, not a curated record. The coding region runs from base 6 to 1487 and encodes 493 amino acids. Gene Ontology annotation, cellular component: uniplex complex. The transcript is spliced from 15 exons. Lineage: Eukaryota; Metazoa; Chordata; Actinopteri; Pleuronectiformes; Soleidae. Gene Ontology annotation, molecular function: calcium ion binding. Gene Ontology annotation, biological process: calcium import into the mitochondrion; mitochondrial calcium ion homeostasis.
CUUGCAUGUGCCGUGUGCAUUCAUCAACAGUCAUGGCUGCCGUGCGCAGGCUCAUCCGUUCAUUUCGCGGUGUCUCCACGACAGCAGGGGCGUUUUUCACUGCGCGGCAGCAGCGGACGUCUCUCCAGAAAGUUGUCGCAGCUGGAGCGUGUGUCACCGCCGCCGGUGCAGCUGCUUAUUGUUAUUAUUUUUAUUAUCAUCAUAACUGCCGCGGCAGCUCAGGUCUGAGGAGCCAUGUCGAGGCUCGACUCUCGCAUCUGGUGUUUCCGUCAGUGUCUGCCACCGAGAAGGGCAGGACGUAUGGUCUGGAUGAUGGAGACGUGUACAUGUCGUCCAAUGAGAACAGAUUUCGCCAGUUCAGCUCAGUGGAGUACGAGGGACAGCUCUACAUGACUCCACUCAACUUUAUCGAGUCGGUCACUCUGAAUGAUCAAAAAAGAAGAAGAGUUUGGAGAUCACUUACAAAAAAGGAAUUAGACAAGAUGCUGGCUGAUACCCCGCCUGUUUGGAAAGGAUCAUCUAAUUUGUUUAGGAAUCUUCGUGAAGGAGGUGUCAUCAGUUACACAGAGUAUCUCUUCCUGCUCUGCAUUUUAACAAAGCCUCAUGCAGGCUUCAGGAUUGCUUUCAACAUGUUUGAUGCAGAUGGGAAUGAAAUGGUGGACAAAAGAGAGUUCUUGGUGAUGGAAGAAAUAUUCCGCAAGAAAAAGGACAGAAAAGACAUCAGUGACGAUGUUCAAAGACUGGAGCAGGAGAUCCUGCAGCUUUACGGUCACCGCAGAUACCAUCCACACAAUGUUCGUGAAAAAGACAGUGAGCAUGUCGAGGCCCGGGGCAUGUGGGAUGUUCUCAGACAUGGCACAAGUCAAGUUCUGUUUUCCGAUCUAACUGAGCACAUGGAUGAAAAAACAGAAACUACUCUGCUGGUGCAUUUCUUUGGGAAAAGGGGCAAAGCUGAAUUGAAAUUUGAAGAAUUUUACAAGUUCAUGGACAACCUGCAGACAGAGGUGCUUGAGAUAGAGUUCCUCUCCUCCUCCAAAGGCAUGUCCACCAUCAGCGAGGAAGACUUUGCCCGCAUCCUCCUCCGUUACACCAACGUAGACGACGUCAGCGGUUACUUGGACAACGUGCGACACACAAUGCCGGAUGAAAAGGGAAUCACCUUUGAUGAGUUCAGGUCCUUCUUCCAGUUCUUAAACAACCUGGAGGAUUUUACCAUCGCCAUGCAGAUGUACAACUUUGCAAACCGCUCCGUGGGUCAGGAGGAGUUUGCCCGAGCUGUCUAUGUGGCUACGGGCAUCAAGCUGACCCACCAUUUGGUCAACACCGUCUUCAAGAUCUUCGACGAGGAUCACGAUGGCAAACUCAGCCAUAAGGAGUUCAUUGGCGUCAUGAAGGACCGUCUGCACCGCGGUAACGGGGGCGUACGAGUGGAGGAGAAGUUCACCUCCUUCAAGUCCUGCCUGAAGAAGGAGCUUUCAAACAAAUAGGCGAAGACGACCGCAUCACUGCAUGUCUGCACAACCUGGACGAGUUCUGCCUGCUGUGUUCUCUCCACCGGGGCAGAAGGGUUAAUGCAUGCUGCGGCAGCGUCUUAAUGUUACAAGUUCAAAAUAAACAGGAUGUGGCACGAACAGGAAGUAGUCAAACUAACGCGAAGCUCUUGCAAGUGUUUAAACAAAAAAACAAGUGACCCAUUAGGAACUCACCAAGAAAAUGCACUCAUCCAGGUUGCAGGACUCUAAAUUGCACUGGGCGAGGGCCUCCGUAUGUGUAACCUCCUCCGCCUGCUCAGAACUAUUUAUUGAUUUAUCUACUUGUGAAUAUAUUUAUCCAUAAAAGCUUGUUAACUGAUAUUUAUAUGUUCUUGAAUUGUUUGUUGCUCUGCAACCGCCUGCACAGAUCAGUGUAGGACAUGUCCCCUUCCCUUCCUCCUCCACUUCCUCCUCUCCUCCUCCCCCAAAAGCUCUGCAGCUAAAAUCUUCCAGGGUCCCCAGAGCUUACAGGCCUGAAAUCACGCACUCACGUCUGGUGCAUUUUCACUGUUUAACUACAGGCAGCUAACUGUGUUAAUCAUUUGUUGGCGAGUAAAACCCAAGUGCUAUUUUUAUGCCACUGGCAGAGAUGACCUCUUUAUAAGUAUAUGCAAAAAAAAAAUAUAUAUAUAUAUACAUAUAUACAUAUAUAUAUCAAAGCAAAGCCAUAUGUUUGUUUCCACUCUCGGGACACUCAAUUUAAAUUAGUGUUGAUCUGAAUGAGCAGUGGAUUAAACUGACCUUCCCUUUAGACUCUGUGAGGAAGAGUUUACAAAUCUCCUCCACAGAAAUCCGGAGGAAUUCUCCGUGACUGUUGUUUCCUGGUGUGAUGUUUGCUUUGGGUGGAAUUAUGUGCUGAAAUAGUCUGAAGAUCAACAUGUUACAGACUCUAAUAUUAACCAGACCCAGUACAUUUAUGUUCCACACCACUUUCUGUUUAAAUAUUGAUCGUUUAGAUUAGUCUACCUCGUUUUGGAACGUUUUGGAAGCUACUCCCCAUGUUUAAAAGUAGGCCUCGCCUUCUAAUGUUAAGUUUAUUAUGACAUGGUGCAAUAAAUAUGAGACAAAA